UUGCGUCUCUAUUGCGUUUUGGCCUUAUUACCAGCUCAGCGUCCCAUAUUACUUCUAGACGUUCCGAAACUGCAAAACGUGUACCGGUUCGUGACUUCGCAGUGAUCGAAUACAUUUAUUCCACUUGGAAUCCAUAGGUCGACUUGAAACUGUUUUCCAAGAGGGUAAACGGGAACAAGGAAGUAGAAGACGUAGUGAAGGGGAAAAAAAAAGAUUCCGUCAUCGCUGCUAUUAACGCCGAAACUCAGUGGCCUCCUACGUGGGGACGCUGCGUGACGUUCGUGCAUUGAAAACUCCCCAGUGUUUAGCUGAACUAACUACGUUAAUACACAAUUGCCGUAAUCUCUAUUUAUAGGAACGAAGAAGACAUGGCGGAGAAAGCCGAGGUUACGGAAAACGGUGGAGACGCGACCCCUUCGUCGCCACCAUCGAACGAAGUGGCUGGUUUGAAAAUAGAGGAUGGUGGAUCUGCCCCAGGAAGUCCAGCCUCUGGUUCAGGCUCGUUCAAUGCUAGCUUCAAGGCUUUCUCGAAGUUUGGCGAUCCCAAGAGUGAUGGGAAACAGAUAACUCUCAGUCAGAGCGACAAGUGGAUGAAGCAGGCAAAGGUCAUCGAUGGUAAGAAAAUUACCACAACCGACACGGGGAUCUACUUCAAGAAACAUAAGUCGAUGAAAUUGGGUAUCGAACAGUACAAAGCAUUCAUCGAGGAUCUCGCCAAAAGUAAACGGGUCGACCUGGAUGAGAUCAAGAACAAGAUGGCCAAUUGCGGGGCGCCUGGUCACACCAGUGGCACCUCUGCAGCUGGUAAGGCUGCGUCGACGGUCGACAGGCUGACGGACGUGACUAAAUAUACGGGAUCUCACAAGCAGCGUUUCGAUGAGACCGGCAAGGGCAAGGGCAUCGCCGGCCGGAAAGACUUGCCUGAUCAGUCAGGAUAUGUGCAGGGCUAUCAGAACAAAGAUACGUACAAGGCCCAUUAACACCGAUUACUCGACGUAUUCGUUCACAUUACACUGUGCUUGGGCCGUCCAUGCAGCAUGCACAGAUAAGCUUUGUUUUUCGAGCUGUACACCAUAUUCUCUUCUUUUUCAUGGCCCGUAUUCGUAGUUAGUUAUUCGUCUUCAGCGCCAUUUUAAGUCAACUGUACUUCGUCUCAAGCACUGAUUAUGAAUACAGGCCUAUGUAUUAUAUAUGUAUAUCCUUAUGUAUAUAAGGAUAUAUUGUUAUCCUUAUAUCUGUAGCUCGACCGAUCAAUUGCGUAUGAAGUUAAACCCGCGCACCUCGACAUUUUUCUUGGCUGUACUCCUAGCGGUAGAAUUUCAAACGAAAGACAAUGGUCGACGGACUAAUGGGCAGACAUAUUAAAUGGCGCGCAAAUACAAAUGGAUGGAAAGGAGUUCUUGACGUUAUCUGAUUAUCUGAUUAUCCGUUAUCUGAUUUCAUGCGAUUGAUAAUGACUCGUUUUAUUAUUUUUUUUUUUUAUGAAACCACAAACAAAAGUAUACCCUGGCCUCUGCCAAUGUCUUUCCAGGCAGCUAGCCUUACGUAUAUGAUAUAGUAUACACAAAUAUACAUAAUGUAUUUACAUACUCUCCUUUCGCUAUUAUAUAUAGAAAUAAUUUACCUGAAACUCGUAUUUCAAUAAAGUGUACUUAAAGCAGUGUUCACGUU
Cephus cinctus (wheat stem sawfly) is the source of this 1671-nucleotide messenger RNA. It is a transcript of the gene ringer, whose product is annotated as TPPP family protein CG45057. Gene Ontology annotation, biological process: microtubule bundle formation; microtubule polymerization; positive regulation of protein polymerization. The record is from RefSeq and is a predicted model, not a curated record. Gene Ontology annotation, cellular component: microtubule. Gene Ontology annotation, molecular function: tubulin binding. Bases 369 to 980 code for a protein of 203 amino acids. NCBI's taxonomy places the organism in Eukaryota, Metazoa, Arthropoda, Insecta, Hymenoptera, Cephidae. The transcript has 4 exons.